AUGCCUAUUAAAACUUACACUAAGUUUAAGGAUUUUACGGCGCCAAGUGUGAUAUAUGCGCUACAGCAUGAUUUGGUUGUAGUUGGUUCAGUCCUGCCAUCGUCUAAUUCAUAUAUAUCUGCGUGGAAUAUGACCGAAACAAAUACAGGCAAUACAGGAGUCCUUGUUUGCAAUCCUGACAAACUGCCAGCCGGUGCACUACCUUUAAAAUCUAAAGAAGUCUUUUCCUUACGUCUUAAAGCACUUAAAUCAUGGGAAAAACCAUCUGAAAUAUUACCUCUUCUCUUUGGAAGAGAAGCAGCAACAUUUGUUACUCUACUUUCCAGUACAAUUAUAAACAGUCGUUCAAGAUUAUUUUUCAAUAUACACAGUAGAACUGGAUAUAUUUUCUCUCUAGUCCCAACUGUGAUUACUCCAACUGCUCUUAGUCACUGUAUCUUUGGUGAACUAGUUCUAAAGAAGAUUCUUAUUGAAUCCACUAAUCCUGACUUCACUCCUGACUGCAGUGUUUGCUUACAAACACGUGGGGCUCUAUUAAUGAAUACAUUUGGAUUUCUAUUGCCUCUUGGCUUUAGCUUUUUCUCAUCUGCAGUUACUGCCCUGUUUAUACGAACUUAUCCAGUACCUGAUCUACUCGACGGUAAAAGUAUGAAAAGAAUGUGUAAACUUUACCUGAAGUCUUUUCGACGUGUUACACCCGGAAUGAUAUUGGGUCAUACACUGUUUGGAUCAGUUCUAGUCAAAAUGAUGAUACGCGAUAAUCAAUACAUACUUAAUCAACAAAAACUGAAUCCCAGUAUUAUAUCAGCUAAUUUGUCGAAUAGCAAAUAAAUUAGAUAGACACAGUUUUAGUAUCUUCUGUAAAUUGGUUACAUUACCACUACUCAGUCAAUACA
This is a messenger RNA of Trichobilharzia szidati, 896 nucleotides long. Lineage: Eukaryota; Metazoa; Platyhelminthes; Trematoda; Strigeidida; Schistosomatidae. The record is from the annotation of a GenBank genome assembly.